Molecule: messenger RNA, 1302 nt
Organism: Triticum turgidum subsp. durum (durum wheat)
Lineage: Eukaryota; Viridiplantae; Streptophyta; Magnoliopsida; Poales; Poaceae
Source: the annotation of a GenBank genome assembly
AUGCCUCCGUUCCGGGGCUGGACGGACCUGCCGCCGGAGCUCGUCGGCCAGAUCGCCGACGGCCUCGACGAUCUCAAGUGCUACGCCAGCACGCGGGGAGCCUGCAGCACAUGGCGUCGCGCCCUCCCGCCGCCGGCCCCUUCACUGCUUGUCGACCACGGCGCCGCCGCCAUCAAGUGCCGCGGGCUCUGCCCCGCUGCGCGCCGCUCUUUCCAGCUCGCCAAAAUCCCUGCGCCCAGGACCUGCCUCGGCUGCUGCAGCGGAUGGCUCGCUCUCUCCGUCUUCAUCGACGACGUCCACAGCCUGCUCAGCCUCUUCCAUCCCGUCACCGCCGCCGAGAUCCUCCUGCCGCCGCUCAUCUACAACACCCGCCUCGUCUCCAAGAUCGUCUUCGCGCCCAACCCCGCCACCGAUGACUUCGCCGCCACCGCCAUAUGUGACAUCGACAGGCUCGCCUACGUCACCGCGGGGGCCAGGAGAUGGGCCGUCCUCGACCCUGUCCACCUCGCCGCCGGAGACCAGCUCGUCGACCUCCUCUACCAUGGAAAUGGUAUGGUCUACUGUCUCACUCGGUUUGGAGAUGUCCACGUGCUCCGCCUGCCACAGCGUCGCCGUCGGGAACCUAUCAUCCUCGAGUGCCACACACCAGCAGAUUAUCCAGUAGUGCAUAACAAGCGGAUCUUCCAGAUGCAUGGAACCGGACCGGACCUAAAUGUGCGGGCCACAGACGAGCCACUGUUGUCAUCUGUGGGCAACCCAGUGUUCGACGCCGCCACCUGUUUCACUCAGCCAUACAUCCCGGUCUCGAUUUUUACUAGUGCCAAGAACCUGGUGUUCUGCGAGGGUAACUUGUACCAAAUCUGGAGGAAUGUGACCUGCACGGUUACUUUGCAGCUGUCAGGAGAGGGUCGCCGCCGUGUAGUAGAGGAUGAAAUAUUUGUUAUGAGGUAUGAUCCCUGGCGACGGCCAUGUUGGGACGCCGUGUCCGACCUGGGAGGAUACUCCAUCUUUGUCGGGAGGAACAAUGUGGUUUCGAUGCACGCAGAAGGUGUUCCUGGACUCAUGGGUGAUUGUGUGUACUGGAUAGGCGGAAGGGGUAGAGAUCAGGGCAUGGUCUUUAACAUGAAGACUGGGAGAUCAACACCUUGCCUUCCCCCCUUAGAUGGUGUCGUUCUCGGAUCUCCACAAAGCACAAUUUGCUGGUACUUUUUGAGCGACACAGUCAAUAAUGGCAAUAAUACGUAUGAAAGAGGAGUUUAUCGGACCAGGGCAAGGGCCCGGGCUGAAUCUGGACAAAAGUGA